AUGAAUCUGCAGCGCACUCCUCCUACUGGUUCUCACCCUGACCUCACCAAACUGCGGGAUUUUAGCUCUUCACAAGGCAUUACCAUCAGAAAUAAAAACUCCUCAGAAUGUGAAAUUGCUGCAUUUCGCGAAGAGCUGAGCAACUCACUUUUUUCAUAUCGCUGCGAAACAUCCGAACCAUUGGCAGCUUUUCAGCAAAGUAUGAUAGCAUCGCUAAAGAAAUUGCUUGGAAAGCAGAGUGAAAAAAUGUGCAAGUUAUGUGACGAUGUUAGUGAUGUGAAGGAGCAGAUAAAACUACCGAAAGCAUGUCCUAUGAAAUUAAUGACAUUAAACUUAACACAACGACUCUAA
Messenger RNA from Parnassius apollo (apollo), 351 nucleotides. The record is from the annotation of a GenBank genome assembly. NCBI's taxonomy places the organism in Eukaryota, Metazoa, Arthropoda, Insecta, Lepidoptera, Papilionidae.